UGCUGGUCGCUGGGGGUCAAACAGCACUGCGCAUGCGCAGAUGUCCCUUUUUUUCGGUUCGGAGACUGAAAUCUGUCAGAUCAGCGGAGCUUCAGCCUACAUUCACCCUAAUACCUCCUAAUAUUUCACUGUACUUUCUAACCCUAGUCUGCGCUGGAGACUUACAUCUAGCUUCAGGUGUUCAUCAGGUUUUUGGACUGUAACUUUUCGACGUCUGUAGCCGAAAGAAAACAGCAAAGAAUGACGAGCACUUUAAAGCGGAAAGAAGAAAGUCAUCUGCUGAAUGGGGGUGUAAAACAGCCCACAUGGAGCAAAGCCUUCAACAGUACUGCUGUCUGGGAGGAGAAGGACGAGUUUUUAGAUGUGAUUUACUGGCUACGGCAAAUUAUUGCAAUAAUCCUUGGUGUGAUAUGGGGUGUCGCACCGUUGAAAGGAUUCCUGGGAAUAGCCAUAUUCUGCAUCAUCAACGCUGGCGUCCUGUAUGUAUACUUCAGCAGCUUUCAGCAGAUUGAUGAGGAAGAGUAUGGUGGCACGUGGGAACUCACCAAAGAAGGCUUCAUGACAUCUUUUGCUCUGUUUCUGGUCGUGUGGAUAAUCUUUUACACAGCUCUACAUUUUGACUGAGAGGAACCCAUAGGACACUAAAUACGAACAUUUCCGUUGAAGUAAAUUGUCAAGACAGAGGAACUCCAUGGCUUGAGGGGUGUCAAUGCUCCUACAUACAGUAUGACUUUUCAGUGUGCAGCUCAUCAUGGGAAUUCUAGUUCGAUGAACAAGAUCCUGCAAGACCACCGUGAUGAACAUGUUCAAACAAUGUACAUCUCUUCUAAUUUGGGGGUUCCUUUUUUAAGGCACCCGUCAUUACACUUCCCAUGUUUAUAUUUCCUUCCUCACUUCCAUCGUCAUCACCUAAAACACUAACGAAUAGUUCAGCUGAGAUUGGUUGCAGGAAGGGAACUUUUAUGUAAAUCACAAUAGGGAUUCUUUAGUAUUUGUUGGUUUACUCCAGGACCUUUCUUCUGUUUCAGAAGAGUGACAUGAACGCAGAUUUUUAGACUGUAAACAACCAGUAUGUGCACUCAUCCCAGUUGUUGACAAAGUGUCAUCGUGUAGUUGUUGGGGUUCAAUCAGUCCAUGAGUGUGAAGUGUUACCUUUUUUAAUUUAGGGACAAAACGCACUACAUUGGAUGUAUCAAACUACCAGUAAAGGAUUGUUCAUGUGGCUUCACUGUUAAAUCAUCACUCUGAAAUGUCACUCCAAAAUGAUAUGUUUGCCUUUUUAUGCAAAUAACCUGAUAAAUUACUAAAAUUAGUAAAAUAAUUAGUUAAAAAGUGGCAUGGCAGUAAAGCACAUUAUAUAUUAUUAUUAAGGUUACCAGCUACAGUAUGUGUCUGUCAUGUUUUCGAAAUAUUGAGCGGUGACUCAGAGCUUCCAUGUUUUUUGUUCUUUUUUGCUCACUGGAUAUAAACAUAGCAUUUUUGAAUAAAAUCUGUCAAUUGUAAUUUCUUCUAAAGGGUCUGGUGUCCAACAAAUGUGAAAGGUCGUAGCCAACCACAGCUGAAAUAUCACUCGUGCUAAUUUUAACAUCAAAAACAAAUGCUGGUUGGUAAGAUACACAUAUCAGCUGAUAUCCAAUCCCGCUGACAGUAUCUGUGUGUCGUAUGAACGACAGGAUCUAAUAACCAUCUAAAUUAUCUGUCCAAUCCAAAUUAUUUUCUCAAAGCAAAGAGGGAGGAAACAUGCAUGCCGUUUUCAGAUGCAAAUGUUCACAGAUUUAAGCUAAAAACUGGUCUGUGCACUGCCAUGACUUACUGUUCGUACAUCUAGAUGUCAUUUAUUAGUGGCAUUAGCUAGGAGGGUAGAAAUAAUUUAAAUUUUAUUACUUUAUUCUCACACGUAGCUUCGAGAUCAAAGUCUUACCUGUUGUUUUGAAAUUAAUUUAAAUUUGUCUGUAAAUUAUGUACAAUGUCCCUUUUGUCAAACCCACCUUGUAUUACACAAAUUUAUUUGUACUUAUGUUAUAUCUUAUUUGAUGUAACAUAUAUCUCAGUAUUUUAUAGUGAAGAACUUUUAAAAGCAGUUCUUGCAAAGUUAUUGUAAUGAUAUGAUGUAAGGAUUGUAUUUUCUGAUCAAAUCUUUUGGGAAUCAUUAAACAUGGGCUUUAUUUGGCCUCCAUUUUCAAAGA
Molecule: messenger RNA, 2186 nt
Organism: Sebastes umbrosus (honeycomb rockfish)
Lineage: Eukaryota; Metazoa; Chordata; Actinopteri; Perciformes; Sebastidae
Gene: rab5if
Product: RAB5 interacting factor
Exons: 4
Coding region: 241-624 (127 amino acids)
Biological process (GO): mitochondrial respirasome assembly
Source: RefSeq, a predicted model, not a curated record